CGAUAUGAAACGGUACAGGUCGCCCCAAAAGUCUGCACGAGUACAUGGAAUAGUGGAGGGAUUGCUUCCGAGCUGAGGCUUUUCCCCCCUUUCCCGCCGGACAUUGCUGUGGGCAAGAUGUCCUUUUCGCAACUGGCGACUCCUAGUGGAAAGACUUUUAAACAAUCCGUCGCAGAAGGAGCGAAUCCUUUCAUUUUCGUUGCGUUCGUCGUCGAGGAAACUUUUGUGUGACGUGUGAUUCGAAUUUUCCUUUUUCCAAGGCUUUCCUUUCUCUUGCGAAGGACACAUUUUCUGGCAAAGAAGUUGGUUUUUUGCAAUCUAACGUUCGCGGACGUGUUGGAAAAGUGUAGAGAAUUCGUUUUUUUCGGUCGCUGAUUUGGGUUUUUCGUCGGAAAAUUGGGAAAAUAAGUGAAAGCGUGCAAGCAAGUUGCCUGGUCGAUGGGCUCCAAGUUCCCCACAGUGUUGUUUGUUAGUGAAUCAUAUUUUCCUAGAGGGUAGCAAUCCGAAGGUAGUGCAAAGUAGAGAAAACCCUAGUGGGAAAUCGCUCGGCGUUUUCCGCAUUCACGCAUUUCCGCAAAUCGCCACCGCCAGAGGAUUCGCAAUAAAACAAUAAAAUGUGCUCAAUACUAAGUGAGGAUAGCAUUUAGCGUGUUUUCUUCUUCCAUAGUUGUUUGAUUUCUUCCAGCAUAAUUGAGCGUUUCCCGAUUCCUGUACUUGUUCAAGUUGUUUGCAUUUUGUCGUUCUUGUGUCCGUAAACAUAGGAAUUAACGUAAUGGAAUUGCCCUGAAACUUUGCACUCCACUCAAUUCUAGUCGUAAUUGGAAAGUAUCUAACAUAUUGAUUUGCCGUAGUGCAUGAUUAUCAGUUGGAUCGAGAGACAGUAUCUGUUCCCAACCGCCAUACAACACUAGCCACAGAACAUAUCCCAGUGUAUGUAAAUUGAACACUUUAAAGCCUGCAAGCAAAAAGGACCUCGAAAGCAAGCGGAGAACAAAAGAACAGGCAAAGGGAGCCCGAAACAAGCGUAAAAAUCAAUGCCCCGUUGAGAGCCGACCUCCCACCAGAGCCUAGUCCACAUAUGUGUUUUAAGGUUCCAUUACAUGUCUCCUGCGAAGACUGUCCCGUAAUUGGUUCUUGUGAAUGUUGUUAACAAUAGUAAUUGGUUUAAAGUCACAGUAAAGUCGCCGAUUUAUCAGAUCCGCUCCAAUAAUGGUCAGCACAACAUUGACUACUAUCGUAGCAUCUUCAGCAGAAACUAACAGUCAUCACCAUCACCAGCAUACGCAAGGCUACGCCCAGCACUCGCAAUCCCAUUCCGUGCGCAAUUUCUAUCUAAACGACUCCAAGCCAUCGUCAGUCUCCGGGAAUAAACUCCAAAAUAGUAUAAACAACUCUGAACGUCCAUACACCAACUCGAAUCUAUCUGCAGGCUCGGCAACGCCAACUGCAUCCAUAAGCCAUCAACAAGUUGCAACACCUACAACCUCGCCGCUUUCAAGGAAUUCCUGCUCAAAAAAUGAUACAGGUUCGGUACACCUGUCUGCAUCGCCACCAAUAAGUGAUAAGAUAUCUCUGUUGUUUCCAAAGUGUCGUCCAAAAAAUGACGUCAAUUUGAAUAUUGUUCCCAAAAGCAAUAAAAUUAACAACUCAAGCAACAACCAACCUGCAGACUCUUCACCGGUCUCUUCUUCGCUGUCGUCAGAAUCACUGUCCUCCGUGACACCAAGGAUUUCGACGAAUCCUUUCUUGAAUCCAAGCAGCAUUCCUGAUACUCCGCAAGAGCGGCCGAUUGCAAGUGCAUCCCAGAACUACUCAUCCAAUUUGGCGGGGACGAAAAAUUUCCAAAGCAUGCCGAGGAAGCGAAGCUAUCACGGUCCCAACCAGAAUCCUUUUAUCAAGGACACAUAUUGGGAAACGCGACACAACACCACCCCCGCCAGCACGGUCCUCAACUCGCCAGAUCUGACCGAAAACGAAUCUCGAAAUCACUUCAUCCAGAAGCAGCAUGUGAAAGUGGGCAGAAGUCCUGUUAGUCAUCCUGAACUUCUGCCUCCUAUCGGCCUGGACACCCCGACUCGAGGAGUAGCCGUGGUGGCUGAUGGUGAGGUGGUGGUAUUCGACGAUAUCGCCGAAAGCUGGCAGAAUUUAAGGGUCACCACGGACCACACCAGCACCGAACACAACCCGCAGGCACAGCAGCAGCAGCAGCUAUGCAGCAACGACACAAAGGAUAUUUUAUUAGAACAAACUAAUUAUGAACAAAGAGACGGAGGAAUGGAACGGAAAUUUAUAGAUAGGAACUUUGCAAUACCGGCGGGAAUACGCCAUGGAAUAAUAGAAUAUGAAGGAUCGCCACGACGGAUCGGUCAAGGGUCUCCAGAAGGAGGUCACCAAUCGAUACAACUGCACUUACAACGGUCCAAGGUCUACACGGCGUCAGCUCCGUUGCAUGCAGCUCGGCCUGGCUUUCCACAAAGGAUAUUCUCGCAACCGCCUGAAACGCCCUCACCAAUCGGAAAUGAUGCGCAACAAUCCAAUACUGAGGAUACAAGUAACGACGUUUCCGAAAUAGGAACUUCAUCGGAUUUCACAUCAUCGGAGAAACCAAAAUCAUCCACUUUUGAUUAUCUCUAUGAGUUCUCUGAAACAAGGAAGGUCCUUGAAGAAUUCUUCAAGUGUCCAUCAAACGAAGAGAAACCCGUGGAGAAUGGCAGCGAUGUGGAUAGCACAGAUAUUCACUACGAUUAUGGAGUUAAUUUAGAAGCAGAUGUAAAUAAUUAUAUCGAACAAAGGAUCGCUAGUAGCCCCAUAUCGAACCAUCAGCAAGAAGACGAAAUCGAUUGCAAAAAUGAGUCCGAGAAUGGUUUGGAUACCACAAACAACAAAGAAAACCAUGAUAUUGACUUCUUCCUGGAAUCAGCAAGUCGAAGUAGUGCUGAUAUCCUAGAGCAACAUGAUGGAAUAAAUCAAAAUCGGGUACCACAAAGGACAUUCCGCUAUUCUCCUGAGACGACGGACUAUGAUUCCAACUGUGGAGAUCUAGACAGUCUUUCAGGCGAAUACAACGGGGUAUCUCCCUAUACGAAUUAUGCAAAAUACUAUGCCAGCAUGCCCGUGUUAGAAGAUGGACUCUCCAGUGGACAUGCGUCUGACACAGAAAAUAAUAAUCAACCUUCGACGGGAAUUUCAAUACUCAUGGAUAUGAAAAGGACCUCAGAAAACCAGGAGAACCGCGAAAUAUCUAACUCCUCUGACUUCUUCUUCAAAACAUCUGAAAGUCCCAACAGUAAAGUGAAAGAAGAGACCAUUCGCGAACCGACCAGACUUAGAAGUCCAGGGAACCAUAACAAGGUUUUCAAAAAUAUUGAUCCUGAUCUGGAUUCCUUAUAUUCGAUAAGCGUUUUUCACCGGUCCGAUAUGAUACAACUCACGCCUCCGCCUCCAGCUCCUGCACCGCAUCGUAAAACUAACUCGCUUAUUUGUUCUGAACAGCAGAAUUCCGAAGCAAACACAGCUGCCUUAAAAGACUUGCACUCAUCCCUUUCGCAAACUCAACCAAUACGCCCAACAAUGACUAAAAUCCUAACAACUCCCCUCAUUCCGACGGUGGACAAACAACGUAAUACAACUGCACCAUCACCUCCGCCCCCUCCUCCUCCUCCUCCUGAGAAGAUCGCGUCAUCCCCUAUUCUAUGCUCUCCCGUUUGGAUUCCUCGACAACUAGACAAUUCAAAAAACAGUAAUUACGGUGAUUCUGUGGAUCAUCAUAACAAAAAUCUAAGUGCCGACGAAGAAGACGUAGAUACCGAUCUGGAGACAGAUAGACUCUUGGGUCAUCAAAGGCUUGACGAUCAAGGAUUCUACGAUGAAGGGAAAUCAUGGGAACGAAAACCACGAUCACUGCUCGCUUCAUCGCUUUCGAAAUUCUCACCAAAAGUGCAACCAACCAAUAAGAACUCUAGUACGAAUCUUUUACGACAAGGAUUAAACUCAUUGCUUCCUACCACUCCGGAAUUAGCGCCGCCUCCUAUUCCGAACAAAACUAGCACCAAACUUUUAGACAUCGGAGAUUCAACACCAUCCCCUGAGCACAUUGAAAAAUCCCCGGAGAACAACUCAGAAACCAAAAAUUGUAUGACCGACAGUCCUGAUGGAUCGAGCAAGUCGAAAAAGGAUAGCGAGAAGAAGGGAAAGAAAAGUAAAAACAAAGAAGUACUGAUUGAAGGUGUACUGUUUCGUGCUCGCUACUUGGGCUCAACUCAGCUGGUCUGUGAAGGUCAACCUACCAAAUCCACGCGGAUGAUGCAAGCCGAAGAAGCCGUCUCCAGGAUAAAAGCGUUGGCUCCCGAUGGAGAAGGACAGCCAAGCACCGAAGUUGAUCUCUUCAUUUCAACGGAAAAAAUCAUGGUCCUCAACACGGACCUCAAAGAGAUUAUGAUGGAUCAUGCUCUACGAACAAUUUCUUACAUAGCUGACAUAGGAGACCUUGUCGUCCUCAUGGCAAGACGCCGCUUCGUCCCCCAGGAUAUAGACGAUGCCCCGAAACCAAACAGAACUCCAAAAAUGAUUUGUCACGUAUUUGAAAGCGACGAAGCUCAAUUCAUAGCUCAAUCUAUUGGUCAAGCAUUCCAAGUUGCCUACAUGGAAUUUCUCAAGGCGAAUGGUAUUGAGGAUCACAGUUUCGUCAAGGAAAUGGACUAUCAGGAAGUGCUCAACAGCCAAGAGAUUUUUGGCGAUGAACUGGAAAUUUUCGCGAAAAAGGAGCUGCAGAAAGAAGUGGUAGUACCUAAAGCUAAAGGAGAAAUCCUAGGGGUGGUGAUCGUUGAAAGUGGAUGGGGUUCCAUGCUUCCAACCGUUGUUAUCGCAAACUUAAUGUCAACGGGAGCUGCAGCACGUUGCGGCCAACUAAAUAUCGGUGACCAAUUGAUAGCAAUCAAUGGUCUCAGUUUAGUGGGCCUGCCACUGUCCACAUGCCAGAACUAUAUAAAGAAUUCUAAAAAUCAAACUGUCGUCAAAUUCACCGUAGUUCCGUGUGCACCUGUAGUUGAAGUUAAGAUAAAACGACCCAACACUAAGUACCAGUUAGGUUUUAGUGUACAAAACGGAGUGAUAUGCAGUCUGCUGCGAGGUGGAAUUGCCGAAAGAGGAGGCGUUCGCGUUGGUCAUAGGAUUAUAGAAAUUAACAACCAAAGUGUCGUUGCGGUACCACAUGAAAAAAUUGUCAACCUUUUAGCCACUUCUGUCGGCGAGAUAUUAAUGAAAACAAUGCCAACGUCGAUGUUUCGUCUUCUCACAGGACAGGAAAACCCGAUUUAUAUUUAAAUUUUCCAACACAGCUGUUAAGUGAAGAUAACAAUAAGGAAUCUUUCGA
Hermetia illucens (black soldier fly) is the source of this 5371-nucleotide messenger RNA. RefSeq lists its product as uncharacterized. Gene Ontology annotation, biological process: chemical synaptic transmission. Lineage: Eukaryota; Metazoa; Arthropoda; Insecta; Diptera; Stratiomyidae. Bases 1210 to 5322 code for a protein of 1370 amino acids. The record is from RefSeq and is a predicted model, not a curated record. The transcript is spliced from 13 exons. Gene Ontology annotation, molecular function: protein binding. Gene Ontology annotation, cellular component: dendritic spine; plasma membrane; cytoplasm.